GAAGUAACGUUCAGCAUUAAUGGCAGUGUUUACAAAGCCAAUGCGGAUAGCGUUCCGGUGGAUACAUCCUUGAAUACGUUCAUUCGAAACCAUGCUUAUCUUUCCGGGACCAAGUUCAUGUGUCGGGAAGGAGGCUGUGGGGCUUGUGUGGUCAACGUGUCCGGGCUCCACCCUGUCACGAAGGAAACUAAGUCUUGGUCCGUCAAUUCGUGUCUCUUUCCCGUGUUCGCUUGCCAUGGAUUGGACAUCAAAACCGUGGAGUCUCUCGGUAACCGAAAGGACGGGUACCAUCCGAUACAGGAGCGCUUGGCUCACAUGAACGGGAGCCAGUGCGGGUUCUGUUCGCCCGGCAUGGUUAUGACCAUGUACAGCUUGAUGGAAUCCAAGCAGGGAAAGGUCUCGAUGGAGGAGGUUGAGAAUCAGCUCGGUGGCAAUAUUUGCCGUUGCACGGGCUAUCGACCCAUUCUCGACGCCUUUAAAUCGCUUGCAUCAGUAUCGCAACAGGAGCUUUCAGACAUUGAGGAGCUACAAAUUUGUCCCAAAACGAAUACUGUUUGCUCGGCUCAGUGUCCUGUUGUUGCAUGCAACGUCGAUAAAGCGCGUUCGGUGCGUAUAGCUUUCGAUGAUGGUAAAGAGUGGUACAAGGUGUUUUCAGUUCGUGAUAUUUUUGCAACCCUAACCGCUAUAGGAUCAAAACUGUACAUGCUUCAUGGCGGAAACACUGCUCAUGGUGUCUACCGUCGAAAUGAGGCCAUUCAAAUCUUUAUCGAUGUGAAUUCGGUUGAGGAGUUGCGCAGUCAUUAUCAAAAUUCCGAUCGUUUGAUAGUUGGCGGAAAUGUUACACUGGCCGAGUUGAUAGAGAUACUUCGUACAGCUGCUAAAAAGCUAUCUGCGUUCAGCUACUGCGAAGAAAUGGAGAAACAUUUACUGCUUGCCGCUAACCCUGCAGUGCGUAACGUCGGCUCGAUUGCGGGAAAUCUUAGCAUUAAAAACCAACACCCAGAAUUUCCAUCCGAUCUCUACAUUCUGCUGGAGGCUAUUGGCGCAAAGUUAACUGUAGCCGAAUCUGUUACCACACAAUCGGAGGUAUCGCCCCUGCAAUACAUACGGAUGGACAUGACGAAGAAGCUUCUUAAAACUGUAUCACUCCCGGCCAUCGUAAACCAAACAAAUGUUUUCCGAUCGUAUAGGGUCGCCCAAAGAGCUCAAAAUGCUCACGCAUACGUCAACGCCGCGUUCCUGUUGCAAUUUGCCAACGACAAAUCGACUGUUACGUUGGCCACAUUGUGUUUUGGUGGCAUCAAUCCUAUGUUUACACACGCGACCCGUACGGAGAAGCUUCUCGUUGGGAAAAGGCUCUUCGAUAAUAACACCAUCCAACAGGCGAUCAACACCCUCGCGUCGGAGAUUCAACCCGACUGGAUCCUGCCGGACGCUUCUGCCGAGUAUCGUAGAAACCUUGCCGUUUCUCUCUUCUAUAAAUUCAUCCUUAGUGUAGCAACCGAUAACAAUGUACCUCUUGACCCUCGCUUCAAAUCCGGAUCCACCAUGCUCGAGCGACCGCUGUCAUCUGGCCAACAGAACUACGAUACCAAUAAGAAAAAUUGGCCCGUCUCGAAAUACGUGCCAAAGCUGGAAGGGUUGGCGCAGGCGUCUGGGGAGGCCAAAUAUACAAACGAUUUUCCACCAUUUCCCGGAGAGCUGCAUGCGGCGUUUGUUGUGGCCACUCAACCGAAUACGACCAUCGGAAAGAUUGAUCCUACCGAUGCAUUGCGUCUUCCAGGUGUAGUUGCCUUCUAUUCUGCGAGUGACAUUCCCGGCACAAACAGUUUUGUUGCCAACGAUAUGCUUAUGCCUUUCCCGGAUGUGGAGGAGAUAUUCUGCAGUGGGCGUGUACUAUUCCACGGACAACCGGUCGGUGUGAUUGUGGCAGAGCACUUAGACCAAGCAGUACGGGCGUCCAAGCAAGUGAUGAUCAUUUAUGAACGAGUCACGGAUGAGCCUGUUUGCCCUACCGUUAAAACUAUGCUCAACAACAACAUUGACAAGGAGGUUGAGGAUCAUCUAAAGCACAUGAAUUUCCUCCCGAUUGAUGAUCAGUCAGUGCAACAAAUUCAAGGUACUAUUGAAAUGUACGGGCAAUAUCAUUUCUAUAUUGAACCCCAGACAUGCCUGUGCGUUCCCAUUGAAGAUGGAAUGGAUAUUUAUGCGGCAACACAAUGGAUUGAUCUGUGUCAGGUCGCGAUUGCUGCCGCUCUCAAGGUACCGCAAAAUAGUCUUAACUUCACUAUCCGACGGUUGGGUGGAAGUUACGGAGGAAAACUAACGCGCGCAGGUCAAAUUGCCGGUGCUUGUGCUUUGGCAGCACUUCUAACCAAACGACCAGUACGAUUCGUCAUGACGAUGGAGUCAAAUGUGGAAACAAUCGGGAAGAGAUGCGGCUGCUUCAGCAGCUAUCAAGUGAACGUGGACAAUGAGGGCAACAUUAAACAACUCUCCAAUAACUUCCUGCAAGAUUACGGAUCAAGCCGGAACGAUGACGUGUUGACGUUCACGAACGAUGCUUUCAAUCUGUCCUAUAAUUCUAGCACCUGGACAUUUAAGGGAAAACCCAUACUUACGGACGCGCCGUCCAACACCUUUGCACGUGCCCCUGGUAUAACGGAAGGCAUUGCGAUGGCCGAAACGAUCAUGGAACACAUUGCCUGGGUGACUGGUGUCGAUCCGAUGCAGGUGCGGAUGAGAAAUAUGCACACCGGAAGCAAAUUUCAAAUUCUUAUGCCACAGUUCCGUCAAGAUGUGCAGUACGAUAAGAGAAAACAAACGAUCGAUGAAUUUAAUGCCAAGAAUCGGUGGCGCAAGCGAGGUAUCGCUAUGGUGCCGAUGCAGUAUCCUCUGGUUUACUACAGUGCUUUACAUGCACAGGUGUCUAUUUACGCAAAGGAUGGUACGGUUUCGAUUAGCCAUGGAGGCAUUGAAGUUGGACAGGGCAUCAACACCAAGGCGGCUCAGGUUGCUGCCUUCACGCUAGGCAUUCCGUUGGAGAAAAUUUCUAUCAAACCAACGAACAGCAUGACGUCUCCUAAUGCCACCAUGACCGGUGGAAGUAUGACUAGCGAGGCAGUGUGCUAUGCCGUGAUAAAGGCAUGCGAAAUUCUCAACACCCGACUAAAACCCAUCAAGGACGAGCUUAAAAACGCCCCUUGGGAAAAGGUGACCCAAACCUGCUACUCCCGAGACAUUGAUCUGAGCGUUCUCUAUCAAUACAAGAAGGCUGAUCUGAAACCCUACAGCAUCUGGGGGUUGGGUUGUGCUGAGAUCGAGGUUGAUGUCCUCACUGGUGCCGUUCAACUUACCCGCGUCGAUAUUCUCGAGGAUACCGGUGAGAGCCUUAGCCCGGGAAUCGAUGUUGGCCAGAUCGAGGGAGCGUUUGUGAUGGGAAUCGGAUACUGGUUAACGGAGUCGCUGGUCUACGACAUGACCAACGGUGCACUGCUGACGAACCGCUCCUGGAACUACAAGCCUCCAGGAGCGAAGGACAUCCCGGUCGAUUUCCGCAUUCAGCUGAUACAGACCGGUGACAAUCGGGCCGGAGUGCUACGAUCGAAGGCAACCGGGGAACCAGCCAUGUCUAUGAGUGUGGUUGUUGUGUUUGCGCUGAGAUAUGCCCUACGAUCGGCACAAAAGGAUGCCGGACGUCCGGAUGAUUGGAUUUCGCUUGGAUCGGCUUCAACUCCAGAGCAAAUAUUCCUCAAAGCAUCAAACACUUUCGAGCAGUACAACCUGAAUUAA
Molecule: messenger RNA, 3792 nt
Organism: Anopheles marshallii
Lineage: Eukaryota; Metazoa; Arthropoda; Insecta; Diptera; Culicidae
Product: xanthine dehydrogenase/oxidase-like
Exons: 8
Coding region: 118-3792 (1224 amino acids)
Molecular function (GO): 2 iron, 2 sulfur cluster binding; FAD binding; iron ion binding
Source: RefSeq, a predicted model, not a curated record